Messenger RNA from Eurytemora carolleeae, 855 nucleotides. RefSeq names its product probable dipeptidyl peptidase 4. The record is from RefSeq and is a predicted model, not a curated record. NCBI's taxonomy places the organism in Eukaryota, Metazoa, Arthropoda, Copepoda, Calanoida, Temoridae. The annotation marks the transcript as partial. The transcript has 9 exons. Gene Ontology annotation, molecular function: dipeptidyl-peptidase activity.
CAGGGUUCCAGAGGAUAUUUUCCUCAUAUUGUUAAAUUUAGAAUAUCAGAGGGGGACGCACCGUCUCUACCUGUGGAGCUGACACGGGGACACUUUGAGGUGACCAGCAUUGACUGCUGGGACCAGGAUAAUAAUAUCAUAUAUUUUACAAGUACUCUGGAAAACCAACCGGAAGUGCGUCAUCUGUUUCGAGUGAGUGAUAAAGGAGAGAGCAAACCUGAAUGUUUAACCUGUCCUUCCUUUUCCUUUAACUCACCAGUAAUUAACUCCAGCUGUCCACACAGCUGUUCUUGUGAUUCAUCUGUUAGCUGUCAGUUUGCCGACAGCUACGAACGCCAGGGUGAAUGUGAUGUUGAGAAUACCGGGUACCAUUGUGAAUACUCACAAAACAUGUUUUCACCGUCCUGUAAAGCAUACGUCCAGAAUUGUAAAGGGCCCUGUAUACCAUACAGUAAAGUGUAUGAACUUCCCUCCAAUAGUUUGUUAUUGACCUUGGAUACAAACUCCAGGCUACACCAGCUGGUCAACUUAACGGCUUUACCACAUAUCAGAUACAUGAGUAUUCAAGUCGCUGAUCAUCAGUUUGCUAAACUUAAGAUUAUUAUACCGCCUGGUUACUCAGAUACGGACAGAAUCUCAUUCCCUACUCUUUAUGAAAUAUAUGGUGGACCAGGGCACCAACUGGUUUCUAAACAGUGGAGCGUGGAUUGGGUCCAUUAUAUUGUAAUAUCUAGAUAUGGUGGACCAGGGCACCAACUGGUUUCUAAACAGUGGAGCGUGGAUUGGGUCCACUAUAUGUCCAGUGCUAAGGGGUUUGUUAUAGUCAUCAUGGAUCUAAGGGGUUCAGGCUUUCAG